AUGGCUGUUCGUGGUAACACCUUGACCCCGUUCUCCAUCCAAGCUAUUUUAACCAGGAAGGAUGAGAAUCGACACUCGAAAAGUUUGGACGUGUCCUGCUUUUCGCCUGCUACCUGUUGGAAGAUGUUGAAUGGUUUGAAUUCCUGUCCAAAGAUGAGUGCCUCUUCUGGGAAAAUCGAGACAGGGAGGGAUCUGCCAAAUGAACAGCUCUGUUGUGACUCCGAUUCAGGCGUCAGUGAUGAAAAUGACUGUAAAAAUCAUUCGAUCUGCAACUCGGAAAAGGAGCUGGAGAUUUCUGCAGCAUGUUCCUUACAGUCGAAACCAAUGAAGGAAGCAGGAGCGAGUCUCAGCGAAGAGAUUGAGAAGGAUGAUAGUAAGGACUAUCUGUGUAACGGGGGAAUGUCAGAAAAUUUAUCAGCUCCAAGCCUCGUUGACGAAGACUGUAAAUCUGACCAAAGCCCGGAUCAGCCCAAACAGAGAAAGAAACGCUCCAGAGCCGCCUUCUCUCAUGCUCAGGUAUUCGAGCUCGAACGCCGCUUCAAUCACCAGAGAUAUCUGUCUGGUCCCGAGCGGGCGGAUCUGGCCGCCUCUCUCAAACUCACCGAAACUCAGGUUAAAAUCUGGUUCCAGAACCGCCGGUACAAAACCAAACGCCGACAGCUUGCCGCUGACCUGAUGGCUUCGGCCCCAGCAGCAAAGAAAGUGGCUGUGAAAGUGUUAAUCCGGGACGAUCAAAGACAGUACAGCCCGGGAGAGUUGCUCAGACCUUCAUUGCUUUCACUUCAGCCGUCCUACCAGUACUACCCAUUCACUUAUUGCCUGCCUGCAUGGACAGUAGCCGCUUGCACGGGAACUCAAUAG
Molecule: messenger RNA, 861 nt
Organism: Carcharodon carcharias (great white shark)
Lineage: Eukaryota; Metazoa; Chordata; Chondrichthyes; Lamniformes; Lamnidae
Gene: nkx3-2
Product: NK3 homeobox 2
Exons: 2
Coding region: 1-861 (286 amino acids)
Biological process (GO): regulation of transcription by RNA polymerase II; cell differentiation
Cellular component (GO): nucleus
Molecular function (GO): RNA polymerase II cis-regulatory region sequence-specific DNA binding; DNA-binding transcription factor activity, RNA polymerase II-specific
Source: RefSeq, a predicted model, not a curated record